Chironomus riparius is the source of this 1452-nucleotide messenger RNA. The record is from the annotation of a GenBank genome assembly. NCBI's taxonomy places the organism in Eukaryota, Metazoa, Arthropoda, Insecta, Diptera, Chironomidae.
AUUUUAUUGUCCCUAAUUAGAACAUAAUUUUUUACAGUAACGCGAAAUUAUAGCUGAUUGUUUUCAAUCACCCAUGAAAGUACUUAAUUGUCACAAUCUUCCGUUCCUUAUCACGGAAUGUAAAUAAAUAUCUGUGUAUAAAAAGACUACAGUACUUAAUGAAUUAAAUCAGUAAGUGACUUAAUCUUGACUAGUCGACUAGACUUGCAUCCGUUGAGGAGUGUGUGAAUAUAGACUACCUAAAUAAAUCUCUGAGAAAGCAGUUGAAAAGGAAUUUUUGGACGUAUAGCUCGUGUUCUGUAAUCAUAAAACAAACUUAAUAAAUUUACCUACUUGCCAUGGAAUCAAUAUUCAAAGACCGUAAAAUCGCAAUUAUUGGAAGUGGAUUAAUCGGACAAUCAUGGGCAAUGAUAUUUGCUUCUGUUGGAUAUAAAGUAACAAUCUAUGAUAUUCUUCAGCCACAAAUUGACAAUGCAUUAAAGCAGGCUGAAGCACAAUUAAAGAGUCUUUCUGAAAAGGGAUUACUUCGUGGAAAAUUGUCAGCCGAUCAGCAAUUUAGCUGUAUUAGUGGAUGUACAGAUAUAAAAGAAACUGUUAAGGGAGCUUUCUUUCUCCAAGAGUGCAUCCCUGAAAAUUUGGAAAUUAAGAAAUCGCUGUAUAAGCAGUUGGACGAGAUUGUUGAUGAUAAUAUUAUAAUUUCGUCUUCAACUUCAACUUUUAUGCCUUCUCAAUUUUCGAGUGACAUGAAGCAUCGCUCACAAGUUUUGGUUUCACAUCCAGUGAAUCCACCAUAUUAUGUUCCAUUGGUUGAGAUUGUUCCUUCAGAACACACCAAAACAGAAUUUCCAAUUGCAACUAGAGCUUUAAUGUCGGAAGUAGGACAAAAGCCUGUUGUUUUGACGCGUGAAAUUGAGGGAUUUGCAUUGAAUCGUAUCCAAUAUGCAAUUUUAAAUGAAUGCUGGCAUUUGAUUGCUGAUGGAAUUUUGAGUGUUAAAGAUAUUGAUUCAGUUAUGUCUGAUGGAUUGGGAAUGAGAUAUGCUUUCCUGGGACCAAUGGAAACGACCCAUUUAAAUGCAGAAGGCUUCUUGUCGUAUUGUGAACGGUAUUCAAAAACAAUCAAUGGUGUAAGUCAAACAUUCAAGCCUGUGCCAAAAAUGGAAGGACCGGUUAUGGAAAAAGUCGCAAAGGAAUUAGAAGAAAUGUGUCCUUUAGAAGACUUAGAAAAGCGUCGCAAAUGGCGUGAUAACUGCCUGACUUUAUUAAGUCAAAUGAAGAAGGAUUUGUGAGAUUAAAUUUGAAAGUUAAAAAUCACUGGUACGUGAUAUUUUUUUACGGACGGACAAUGCUGAAUGAUCAAUAUUUUAAUGUAUGUAAUGUAAUUCAGUAAAAGAUAUUUUUUACAAAUGAGAGACGAAUAUUUUUAAAAUAAAUAAAGUCAUUGACUAAGCAUAU